This is a messenger RNA of Salvelinus namaycush (lake trout), 442 nucleotides long. RefSeq names its product kelch-like protein 41b. The record is from RefSeq and is a predicted model, not a curated record. Bases 14 to 442 code for a protein of 142 amino acids. The transcript has 3 exons. NCBI's taxonomy places the organism in Eukaryota, Metazoa, Chordata, Actinopteri, Salmoniformes, Salmonidae. Gene Ontology annotation, molecular function: protein binding.
AGCCCUGAACAAGAUGUUUGUAUACAACCACAAGCAGUCAGAGUGGAGGGAGCUGGCUGCCAUGAAGACAGCCAGAGCCAUGUUCGGAGCCGUCGUUCACAACGGAAAGAUUGUGGUGGCCGGUGGAGUCAAUGAGGAAGGCCUCACUGCUGCAUCUGAAGUCUACGACUUUGGAACAAACAAAUGGGAGACAUUCACAGACUUUCCCCAGGAGAGGAGCUCAGUGAACCUGCUGAGCAAUGAGGGGGCCCUGUACGCCGUGGGGGGCUUCACCAUUAUCCAGAAUGACAACAAGGAGGUGGUCCCCGCAGAGGUCACUGAUGUUUGGCAGUACGAGGAGGACAAGAAGGAAUGGAGCGGGAUGCUGAGGGAGAUGCGUUAUGCCGCUGGCUCCUCCUGCGUGUCCCUGCGCCUCAAUGCUGCCAAGAUGACCAAACUCUAG